UUUUUACUUUAAAUUAAGGUUGUCGUAGUUGUAGCAGAAGUUAGAUAAGAAGCAUUAUUUUUGUAUUUGUUUCUAUCUCGCAUCCGAAUGUAGUUUUUAGGACACUGAGAAGCUCAUGCUUAUCAAGCAGUGUCUUGGUCCUUCCUCUCGAUGUGACCACACCUCGUGAUUCCUAUUCCUGGAAUUACGGACAGCUGGCGACUCUUCUCAAUCUGGGUGAAGGUUGGUCAUGCCAGGGACUGGGGCAUGAAGACUUGUUCAAAACGUUCGUUCAAUCUCAUAAACUAAUCACAAAGUUACAAGCGGGCUUAUUAGUAUGUUGACGAAUUAUCGAAUUUUCUGCACAUUCGAAGAGACUAAAUCUACAUGAAAACAUUCUUUCCUGUUGCGGAAAAGGGCAAAUUAUCAUUAUAGGCACAAUCAAAGAAAGUUCCUUGACAAAGUGCUUGAUUGUCUUGAAAUGUUGGUGUAGAAAAAUCGGUAAAAUUAGCACCAAGUGGAAUGAAACAGCCGAGAUAGCUGCAAAACCUUUUCACUAAAUGAUAGUAAGGCAAUCUAAAAAAUCACUAAGUAUUGAAUAGUGCGAGCUUUUUUACAAUAAGCCAGUUCAACUUAGAUUAACGCAUUGGAAUUUGUAUAAUGCAUUUGAAACACUAAACAAAAUGAGAAUUAACUGAAAGGUAUGAAAGUGUUAUGAUUGAUAAGUAGAAGCGUUCAGUGAACUACAGGAUGGACGAGUUGCAGAUAUUAUUGUUCGACAGAAUUAGGCGGAAAGAAAAGAGACAAAGAACAAGUUUGAAAGUGCCGAAGUAAGAUGGUUUAUUUCAUUUUCCAAAAGGGUUUUCAUUCAAAGAAUAACUAAAGUUUAUUAAAGUGGAAACAUGGAAUAAUCCAAAUUGGUUUUAAGCAAGGGCACCUUGAUAUUGACAAUAAGCAAAUAGCCCAAGGCAAAGAUCGCAUGUUUUUGUCACAAGAUGGAUGUUAAAGUCUUGAUGAUAAUUGGCAGGCAAAGAUAGAAGGUUUAAACCAUUUAGCCAAAGAAGAAGGAAGUACUGAGUUCGCAAUCAAGGAGAAAUUUUGCAGCUGUUUUUGAGUCGCAUCAAGUAAGAAGAUGGAUGGAAUUGUUCACGAUGAAGCAGAUUUUUGGUAGCAUGGAGAAGCAAAUAAUAUAAUCAAACCAGUGUUCUGGAUGUUUAAAGCCAACAUAUUUAAAACAGCUUUCAUAAAGUAGAAUAUAUGUAGAAGGAAAGAAGAGGAAAUUUAUAACAAUGGGCUACAAGGAAAGUAACCGUGAUUAUGAGCAAGUAUGAUGAAUAAGAAUGAUUAAAGAAUCAUUCACAGUGAAUGAAGCUAAGAAUGCAGUUGAAGGCAGUCUGUCCCUCAUUGUUCUCAGAAUCUCUUUUCAUUGCCACGAUAUUCAUGCAUCGCUUUAAUGUACAAAUAACCAAUCAGAAUAAAGAACCACCAUAACGUUAUCUCCCUGAACGAGUUGCUGUGAAUUUUAUUUUGGUGUCAAACGUCUAAGUCAAUUUCAAUGAGAUUAGGCAUUUAUUUGUUUUGUUCACCCACAAAAGCUAAUGUCGGAUGCUAAAAUGACAUAGAAAGACCCUUUUUUAUGUGUGAGGCUUUCAAGCUAGAAUUAGCCAAUCACGGUGGGGACAGACUACCUUUAAGGAAGGAAGAGGGAAGACAGAGAAAGAAACAGAAGUAAAAUUUAGAUGAUAUCUACGAAGAUGACGUUGCAAGGCCUGAUGUAAAUACAGCCCGUUUUUGGUCGCAAGGUUCUGAUUUUUAUAGGCGGCAAUAUUUACUGUAAGGUACAUUCUGAAAGACAGGCUUUUAUAUUGCUGGAAAAUCCCUAAUGAUGAGCAAUUCAUAAUUGAUAGUAAAGGGCUAUGUUCUCCGCACUUACAAUACCUCAGCACUAUGGAAACUGGAAUUUAGUGAUCGACUGGCUGGAAAUUGCAGUUUACAGAGAUCCAAAUACUGCGACAUUAUGUCUAUCUACAAAGUUACCAUGACAAAGCUUGCAAAACUGGUCUUUAGAUGCCCUGUUGCUCCCUUUAUCAUCAUGAAUGGCACUGCUUUUUGAAUGCCACGUGACCUGACCACGGUGAUGUUUGCAUCCUCACUGUGCAACAAGAUUGUGUUCUGCAGCAGAUGUAUUCAUGUAAUGCCGUUGUUUUGAGUCUCAUUAUAAAGGAUUAGCAGCUUCUUAAAAGAGGUUGUUUAGAUUUGUUGAAAUCUCGUUACCUUGGUCUCUCAAAAAGCCCAGUGUGCUUACGCAUGUUCCACCGAUGUUUACACAGUCGCCUUCAAACUCGAAGAUUGCGAAUUCAAAUCAACCUUAAUCCCAAAUCUAGCCAGAAUUUCUCAAUAUUCUAGUGUUAAAUACUGCUGUUAGUUUAAAGAUUAAAGAAUUUACCUGCUUUGAUGUAAUCACAUUUCGUACUUAUGUUGUCGUCUUUGAUGCAAAUUGCAUUUUUUGUAACACUUCUUUUAGUCUUUCCGAUCCUUAACUUAGAAUAAACCGUUUCUGUGUAGUUGUUCAAAAGAUUAAAAAGACUCGUAAAGAUAGCGUCGGGCAAUAUUUUGGCAAGCAUUAAGAAGGCAAGAUUGAUCAAACAAUUCAUUUCAUCGAAUGGGCGAAUAUUGAUCAGACGUUCUUACAUUUUUGUCUUACACGCACUUUCCUUGUAUCUUUUUGUAGUCUCUCCAUCACAAAUCAUCGCUCGCAACAUUUAACUGAUUUUGCGCAUCAGUUUUUAGAUGCAGCAGGUUCAAUUUAGCGCUAAAAAUAUUAGAUUUUUUUUAAUUGCAACAAAACCUGGAACACCCACUGAAUAACGUGGUUUUAUGGGUUUUUUUGAAACUGAAACAAGCGCACGAAUCAUUGCAAUGAAGCCGAAAUGCCGUUUUUACGUGCAAUCGACGUUAAAUUUGCAAAUUAGUUUAACUCAGCUGCCUUUAUUACUUGAUACUCCCACUGUGCAGAGGGUUUUCUGGAGCGAAUUUGAAGAAUAUAAUAACUAGAGAAAGAUAAGUUUUUUUGAUGAUGAGUUUUAGUAUGAUUAAGUAUUGUAACUGAUUUGCCUGAGAAGUAUGAAACUAUGCAUUUCCUAAUAAGAAAGUUUAAAAGCGCUUUAGUGCUUAACCUUUCGUAUAGCUAGCUAUUUGUCACCUGUUUUCCAGAAUGUAUCACGUGCAAUUUCGAAAUAUCCAUUGGUUGCGACAUUGCGAUUUCGCGUUUGUUUAAUGAUGCCAUUUUUAGGAUAGGCUAUUUCAAGCAUGCACUGAAUGUUAUCAUUUGACAAAAUUCAAUACUGAAAGUCUUUCAUUUAUACAGUUUACACAGGAUAAGAAAAGACCAUCGUAGUACUAAUUAUUUAUGAACCACUUUCUUAAAAAAACUUCUGUUAAAUAUUUCGGUUGUGGUACAACUUUUGCAACGUUGUCCACUGUGCUUAUCAUGUUGAUAAAGCCAGGACGUAUUACGUUUUGCAAAAUAGUUUGAUCAGCGUGGAGAAGGGUGGAUUUAUAAAGCCAUGCAAAUUCCCAUGCCUGACCAUAGAAACGAGCAUAAAUAAGAUAGAAGAAAAGGCUGGAGAUCAGCUGCAACGGAUUCUCAUCUUGCUGUCUGCAUUGCGGCUGAAAUUCGAUGAAGAUUUGACAGGCAGUGACUGAAUAAGACGUGUUUUGUACAAAUCAAUCAGCAUUCAUUAUGGUUAGUAUAACUUCAUUAUAAACAAUGUGUUUUUAUAUACCUCAAAUAUUAUUGCAUUUCUGUAUUACACUAUGCAAAAUCACUUUUUUUGCAAAUUAUAUUUAUUUCUUAUUUGUUUAUUUUCCAAUAAAUUAGAUGCUGCAACCGAGUGGGUUUAAAUCAGCAUUACUGCACUGGUUGAAAAACAAGAAAGAUAUAAAUUCAUGUAUCCUUUGUUUGGAGGAGAGCUGGGGCCGUAUCAAAGCCAGAGCUGCCUAGAAAUGGCCAGGGGAAAAAACUAGGAUACUUGGUUGCAUUUGAAAGUUUCGUAGAUGUUUCCUUGAUGCGCAGGUUUGAAGGUUUUUUUUCAAUUAAAACAAAUAGCAUAAAACAAAAUACAACUACGGUGCCACUCACUGCAGGAAAGGGCAAACACUUACAAAUUUAAGUGAAAACGUAAGGGAAAUUGAAAUAGUAGAGAAAACGCUGCAAAAGUCGGUUGCUAAAUAAGGAAGAAUAGAAGGCGGCUUGGUAGAAAGCCCAGCGGACGCCCAUGUUUGAAGUUUCUCUUUAUUUUACAUGUUGCUCGUUGUGUUUCUACAGCUUUAACUGUUUAAUCUUAUAAUAGUAGUGAAUAAUAGUGAAAUUCCUUUUGUUGAUAGAGUUUUUUUGCUUCGACUUUUGAGCUAUGGAUAGGUGACUGAUAUAACUCUGAUUAAUAUAAUUGGACCUGAAAACCAGGAUGCUCUAGUUCUUAUUUUCUGUCAAAAAGCGUUUCUGAAAAAUAGGGGGAAAAUAGGGAGAGAACCUCAUAAAUUGGCGGUUGCACAUCCAAGAGGGCAUCUUGGAGCGUCUUAAAAAUUCUGAUAUCUUAAUUUGUAAAAGUAUCAUUGAUUGCAUCACAGGUUUUCGGGUCAAAUGCUUUUUCUAUAAGAACACUUGGCUCCAGUUUCAGCCUGGUUUUUCUUAUCAUUACACAUAAUCUCGGCCUCUCGUGUUUCAUAUUUUAUUUCUUAUUUUUGCAGUGGAAUUUCCUGUGCAUAGUAGUUCCCGGAAAUAAACUGUGUUGGAAAAAGUAAUUAAUGCUAUUUUGCUUAUCGCUUUCUAUUUUUUUGCUAUACUUUUCAAUUUUUGCUGGUAUUUUAUUUCAUGAGUUUUGUUGAUCUUCAGCCUGCCUUGUUUCUUAUGUUGUUCUUAUCUUUUGGGCAAAUCUCAACCUGAUGUUUCCUAUAAGUGUUGCUCUUAUAAAAAGGCCUGUACCACAGGACAAUGAUAUGAUAGUAGACUGUACAGUAAUACAACAAAAUCAUUUCGUAAAUACAAUCGCAAGUCUCUCAAAUAUACGUAUAUAUAAUUUUUUUUCAUGUUAUAGUUUUAGGUUCUCGAUUGUCUCGCAUUGAUUGUAGUUUUGGGGGGAAAUGACCUAGCUCGAUGUCCCCCCUUUGUCUUCUUUGAUUGAGUACCCCACUGGGGUUGAAAUGCUGACGACUGUGAAGAAGGUUGUUGGCAAGAAAGUAGUUCAAAAAUGGACCCAAGUUUUUAUAUUUGGAAAGUUUUGAAAGUUUAAUCACAUUUGUCGGAUGAAGGGUUUAAAAUUUUCUAGAGAUUUAAAAGGAAGGCCCUAAAUAUGUUUUCUGCGAGUAUUGUUCACGAUUAAGCUUUGUGUCGGGCAAUUUUGUGCAUUUCGAUGGUCAAAUCAAACUAGCUAAUACAAAGGUGAAAUCAAUAAAAUGCCCUUUCGUUCUUGUAGUUGCAAUUAUUGCAUGCCAAAUUCUCAAGCUUCAUUAAUAGGCAUUCAUAGAUAUAAUCUUGAGUAAUCUUAGGAAGUUUCUAUAAAUCCUUGUGAGUUCAAGCUACCGCCUCAACGCUGUUAUGAUUGAUCGUUUGUUGUUUCUCUACUAUAAUGCAUAGUACGAGACAAUGCAUGGAACGAAGAUGCCUCUAACUUUUUAAUAUGGCAAUUUACAAUUAAGCUUACUCUACUCAGUUAAACUGACAAAAUCUACAAUUUUCAUCAACUGCCGAAAAAAUGAUUAAUUGUUGCAUUCUUUUAAUUUAAUGUCGUCUCUGUGGAGGUAUUUUGUUUUCGUUUGGGCUUUUGACUUUUCAUUAAAAAGCUAAUAAAUGAAUGUCUUUGAUUGAGACUGACAUCUGCUCAGACCCUUGACUGAAGCCUUCAGAUUUGCAAAAGAUGCAUCAAGGAAUUAUGAAGAAAUUCUAUAUUGGCAUAAAGCCUGGUUUAUUUUAUAUCCAAAGAAAUCUGUCCUCUUGGCAUAUUAGAAGGCUGGGAUAAUCAUUUUAAGCAGUAAAGAUGAACAUAUCAGCAAAAUGCAGAUAUUUGUUUCAUCAUAUUGCUAUCUGGCUAAAAUUUAUCCUUGUGAUGAAACAACUUGAUAAUGGAAGGUACAACAUAAGGUUUUGUAAUUCAAGUCCAUUUUUUAUCAUAAUAAAUCUGUCCUCUUGGUAUAUUACAUAGAUGGGAUAAUCAUUUUAAGAAGUAAGGAUGAACAAUUCAGCAAAAUGCAGACAUUUGCUUCCUCGUAUUGCUAUCUGGCUUAAAUAUGUCCUAAUGAUAAACAACUUGAUAAUGGAGGGUUUUGCAUCAUGUUUUGUAAUUCAAAUCCAUUCUUUAUCGUCAUGAACCUGGACCCUCGGUAUAUUAGAGAGAUGGGAUAAUCAUUGUAAGCAGUAAGGAUGAACAAUUCAGCAAAAUGCAGACAUUUGCUUCCUCGUAUUGCUAUCUGGCUUAAAUAUGUCCUAAUGAUAAACAACUUGAUAAUAGAGGGUUUUGCAUCAUGUUUUGUAAUUAAAAUCCAUUCUUUAUCGUCAUGAACCUGGACCCUCGGUAUAUUAGAGAGAUGGGAUAAUCAUUGUAAGCAGUAAGGAUGAACAAUUCGGCAAAAUGCAGACAUUUGCUUCCUCGUAUUGCUAUCUAGCUAAAAUAUAUCCUAAUGAUAAAAUACGAGACUUUAUAAUGGACGGUUUAACAUAAGGUUUUGUAAUUCAAUUAUAAAUCAUUUGAUAGUCAAUUUUGUAAAUUUCCUAAAAAUUGCUUUUUAACAACUUUUUUCUACGUUUCUUAGAUGUCCUUGUCCUUUGUAAUUUCAGUCUAGCCGAUUUUCAGUAACUUUCGUGGUUUCAAUAAAAGCAUUUUGUCAGUUAUUUUCUUUUUUCAAUUUUAAUGCUAGCCAGUUCUCUUUCAAUUUCAGACGUAAUAAAUUCUCACUUUCUCAGCAUUGCCUAAACCUGUUUUUAUUCUUACGAGUUACAUCUACCAUUGUGAUUUUCAGCCAUUUAAGUUGCGGAUUCUUGGACUUCUAUUCGAGGAUUUCUAUCAGAACAGUUCUAGAGUUGUUUUUGAAAUUGCAUCUAUUUGGUCUUCGAGCUAUCUUUUAACUUCAAUCACCCCUGCCUUCCAUUUUGAAUUCUUUUCUUAGUUUUAUCAUAGCAUAUAAAUUAAAAAAUAUAACUGGAAGAAUUUAUUUCUAUUUCCAGACAUGGAUUUUUUGAAUUAUUUUAAUUUUGUUUUUUUGAUAUUCUGUGGAGAUUAUAAAGUAAGUUUGCUUCUUAAAAAUCUAUCACUAAUCCACCGUUCACUAUUGGGUUUGAAAAAUCAUGUUAUUUAAUUUAAGACAAAAUGAAGUAAGCUUUUGAAUAAGCUCAAAGAAGACUUCCUCCCAUACGACAGAAUUCUUCAUACGUUUUCAUAUGCAAACGAAAAAUUCUCAUUCGUUUCCUUUUCAAACCACGCCAGUUCGGUCGCCAUUUCACAGAUCUUAGCAACAGCAUUUGCAUUCUAAAAUCACCUUUUAAGUCUGUGUUAUCUAAUUUACUUUCAAAAUAACUUCUUUCGCUGGUUAUUAAAUUUAUUCUUGUAUUGCCUUCGCUGCCUCUGUGUUUUAACUUGUUUGCUUUGCAAUUGUGCAAUUUUUUCCCGAACCAUUCUUCUUAAAUUCGCUUAUUUUCUUCUUUGUUGGCUACCAUCUUUUUUUGUUAAUAAGAAUCUUUCCGCUGUGGUAGCGUAGCUGUGUUAUCGUCCAUUCUACUUAGCUUCAUCUCUAAGAGAAUUUUUUCUGCUAAGGUUUUGUUUCUUCGUUCGUUGACAAAGAGGCUUCCUUCGAUCUGCAUAUUCAUUUGAUCAAGAGGUUGUCUUACAUUCUGUAAAUAAUGCUUGAUCUUGAGAAACAUAUUCAAUUAAAGCAAUAACAUCUGAAAUAGUAGAAUUUGAACUAGGGUGUUACCAACACUUUAGCGCUCUCUUCACCUGCCCUGCGGUCAAAACGAUGUAGUUUUCUAGGACUCUAAACAAACAGGAUCAUUAUUGUAACCAAUGUGGUGCACAGGGGUCUCCCUAAUCUUUUCUUAUGCUCGCUGAAAAUUCGAAUUCCAGUCGCUAAUUCAAACCUUAACUCCCCAAUCUUAAGUCUUCCUUUCUCUAGGUAUUUGCGCAAACAAGCACCAAAUCUGCUUAAUCUUUGAAUGAUAAAUAAUUGAGAAGGCAUAAUAAUCCAAGCCAAGCUCCGAUAUUCUUACACGUGCGAUCAGAGUGAUUGCGCGUUUUUCACGAGCAGUGGGCUUCUAUAUGAGCGUCGAAUUUGAAACUUAAAGAUACUUAAAGAAGGAUACUUAAAGAUUUGGGUGACACGAUCGAGGGACAAACAAAUAGAGUGAAUGCCGCGGGUUCACAGCAAACGUGAGCAGCUUAGACAGAACUUCUGCAUUUACUACUACUAAAAGGCUUGUUAUCACAAUUGGCUUCGUUUACGUUCAGAUUUUUCCUCAAAAAGAGGGUAUCAAGAUUCUUUGAUCAUUUUCGUGAAUCGUGGAAAAAGAAGAAUUUAAACUCGUUUGAUAGCAGCGUGUGGCAGCACCAAGUCUGGGAUUAUUGAGUUUGCCAUUCUGUGUCGUGUCCUACAUUUUGUGGCAAAAUUCAGAGAUUAAACAGUAUAUUGUACGCUUUUGAAACUAAUGCUCUUAAGCAGCAGAUAGAUAAGCGAAGGAAAAGAUCGCUUAUUUACUUUGAAUCUAAUAUUUUAUCUAAACGAGGUCCAACAACAUCUGCAGCCAAAAGCGGCACGUCAACAGGAUAGAAGCAAUAUUGAAAUCAAAGCAGCAGUUAAUCAGAGCAAAUAUGAUACACUAACAUCUGCGAAGCAGUGCUGACAGUGGCGAUCAACCAUUUCUUGCUUUUCCACAUGGAAAGUUGUGUUUGUUCCUUCGGAGUUAAUCAAAGGGGGUAGCUUUCGAUUCGCUCGAAAUGAAAGGAAGAAGAUGUGUCUGCGUUGCUGCAUAGCCGUACAUCAACAGCGCGUCUAACCAGGUAUUCAAGUUACCACGAAGUCUGUCUCGAUAAGCUAGAACGACGGCGGUUAUCUGCUUGUUUCAAAUGUUUAUAGUUGGUUUUAGUUCAUCUGUGUAUCGCAAAACACCAUCGCAGACUGGAGCAGCUUAAGUCCACUGUCAAAGAGGAAAAUAUGGCCGUGCAUCAAAGAAUCGCUCUUCUCGUGUUCCUAUUACUUAUACAUGAUAAUACCGGACAAAGGCAACGAAAGAUCACUAAUGAUUCGUACAUAUUGGACCAAUGUCCCUUGAAUAAAUCCUUAACACCGAAUAGUACGUUUGCGAAAAACAUCACUCACAAUUCGUGUUCGCAACCGCUGAAAGCAUUGAAUGUAUUCUACUCGGUGUAUCUCGUUAUAGUGAUGGUAGCGGCGUUUUUUGGCAAUGUAUUUGUCUGUUUGGUGAUUAUCAGGUCGCGUAAACUACGCUCGCAAUCUGUUUUUCAUUUGCUGUUUUCAUUAGCUGUUAGCGAUGUUCUUGUUUCAGUUCUUUCCUUGCCAAUUAAGCUACAUGCAGGCCUGCAUAAUCAACAGUUCUGUUUGGACAUAAAAGUUUGCUGGUUUUUCUAUUAUUCUGAUAUUCUAGCGAAUUGCUCGUCGGUAACGCAUCUCCUUGUAAUCAGCAUUCAGCGAUUCGUCGCUAUGAUAUUUCCGUUUGAAAACCAUUUCAUAUUGUCUCGCCGACGAAUAGACAUGCUGAUUGUCCUUGUAUGGGCCUAUGCGAUUAUCUGGAGCGCUCUUUGCAGCUUUAAUUGGCAGAAACCCGAUUUGCCAGCUGUGACAAUUCAUGAAAAGCCAACGAUACGUACCUGUUUCAACGACAACCCAAUUUACUGGACCGUUGUUUGGGUCGCCGUCUUCAUCAUACCGCUCUUCAUCAUGGGCUGCCUGCAAGUGGCAAUUCUUCACAGUGUUAAGUCGCACACCAAGCGACUUUUGAGACUCGAGAGGGACGCUGAUAAGGCAACAAGGAUUCGGAGGCGGGAAAUCAAAGUCGCCAAAACCGUCUCUAUAGUUUACGCCGCUUUCACCACAUGUUGGCUGCCCGUCUGUCUUUUAACUGUAACCGCAAGCUGGUGCCCAGAAUGCUUUGCUAGUUUUCGUGAAUGGAAUAGUGACGUAUUCGUUGCAACCUAUCUUAUUUUUACCCAUAUGCUUCCUGUGCUUUCGUCGACUUUAAACCCUUUCAUCUACGUCAUAUCCGGCGAUGAGUUCAGAAAAGCCAUUAAGUCCCUCUUUACAAACCAAAGAAGUGGUCGAUCUUCGAUGUUGCCACGCAACCAAAGUACUGAUCAUCGCAGCUCUUGGGUUUGAUUACAGCCUAUCCUAUUGACAAUGCAAUUCGAAUGUUUCAAAUGACUGAAAGCUGCUCUAUAACUACCAACUAGCCACCUACCAGCAAUUUCAUAAUAGCUUAUAUUAAAUAUCUACGUGUAAAACACCCCAGAACGUGUGUAGAAGCUAUGUCAAAUGAAUGCAUACAGAUAUUAACUUAGACUUGUUGUUGGUUUUAAGCAUGUACCGACUUCCGUAAUCAGUUAUUCUUCUUCUUCCUCUUCUUCAUUUGCCAUAACGUAUAGUUUGGGCGAUAAUGGACCUUCAUUGCUCUCUAUUUCGGCAACUGUGAAUCACUGCGCAGCUCCUGUCUAAUUGUAACCAACCUCUGAUUUUGUGAAGCUGUUUUGUUCUUUGUCUCCCUCUGUCCCUAGUGCCUUCAAUUCUACCUGUUAUAAUCAGCUCUUAUAUGUUUCCCUCUCUUACAAUAUGUCCGAAAAACUUCAUUUGUUGUUCUUUGAUUCCGUUCAUUAACUCUUUCUUUGUACCCACUGACCUCAGCACUUUAUCGUUACUUUUCCUUUUGGUCCAACUGAUAUUUUGCAUUCUCCUAUAGCACCAAAGUUUAAAACUAUCAGUUUUCCUUCCUUCAUCUUGUCCUGUGUUCCAUGUUUCACAAGCGUAUUUCAUGAUGGGCCAGAUAUAAGCUUUUAAUGUCCUAAGCCUUGUUCGGAUUGAGAUUUUUUAUACGGACUUAGAAUGUUUAUUAUAUUUCCAAAUGCGCUUUUUGCUUGUCCGAUUCUUCUGUCAAUUUCCACUUUGCUUCUGCCAUCUGAGGUAAGGAUACUACCCAGAUAAUUAGAUUGCUUCACUUGCUCAAGUUCUACUCCAUCUAUCUUGAUGCUGCACUUUGGAAUCUCUUUCUUUUUUCUCUCUUCUUUUAUCUUGUUUACUAGCUCCUGAAGAUCUUUUUCUGUGUUCGCUAUGAGUGCUAUAUCAUCAGUAAAGCCUACAUUGUUUAUAUUAACCCCUCCCACUUUAGCUGAUGGCAUGUUUUCUAUUUUCUUCAUUACUCUUUCGCUGUAGAGUAAAAACCCGUCUAGAGAGAAUACGCAACCCUGCCUCAAGCCUCUUUUGAUAUUUUUCCAUGCUCCUAAUUCGUUUUCAUAGCUGACCGUUGCACUUUGAUCCCAAAAAUGUUCCUUAUUAAUCUCCAGCUUUUCCUACCGAUAGAAUUUCCAUAAAUGGUUCAUGUUGUACUUUGUCAAAUGCUUUUAUGUAAUCAAUCAUGCAGACAUAAAUAUCCUGUUUCAUUUCAAUGCUUCUUUCGAUAAGUGUUCUCAUCGUGUAAACUGCAUUCCGAGUUCCUUCCCCUUGUGCGAACCCGCAUUCAUUUGCUUUUGGCUUUUUUGGUAUUGCUAUGAAUACUGACUUUAAGAGAUCUCCCGGAAUGUUUCCCGUGUUAUAAACCUUGUUGAUAAGCUCAGUCAACUUUUCUAGACCUAUUUCCCAUGCGCUGUCUAACAUUUCCACGUUAACCUGAUCUGGACCUGGUGCCUUUCCUCUUUUAAUCUUUCUUAAGGCGAAUUCUACUUCGGAUUUUAGAUUGUCUUCUCCAUGGUCCUCAUCUUUUCUUGUCCGCUUUAUACCCCUUUCAUCAUCAAAUAAUUCUUCAAUACACUCUUCCCAACGCUUAAUAAUUUCCGCUUUUUCGAUAAUUAUUGUUCCGUCUUUUGCUUUCAGACAUCCACUCGAAGAACACGUGUUUCUCUUCUUUCCAGCUAUCUCUUUGAUCUUGUUGUGCAGCUUCCUGCUGUUGGUGUUCCUAUUUGAUUCUAUUUCAAUACACAUGGUAUUCAGCCAUUUUUCUUUUUCUUCUAUACAUUUUCUUUUUAUUUCUUUGUCGACUUCUCGGUACUGAAUUUCAGAUCUUUUAUGUUUCCUUCUCUCUUCCAUCAUAUUCAAGAUUUCAUCAGUCAUUCACUCCUUUUUUACAAUAUUUUUCUUUGCCGGUAUGCUUCAGUUGGCUGCUUCGAUGAAUGUUGUCUUAUCUCGGUCAUAAUGUUCUUCGAUGUGAUUACUUUGCUCAAUUUCUAGGGCUUCGAAUCGAUUUUCAAUUCUAAUUGAAAUUUUUCCUUUACCAGAGGAUCCUUCAGUUGCUCAUGCCUAGCUUCAUUGUUUUUGGUCCUGGUUCUUUCAGUAUUUUCAACUUUAGUUCCGAACGAGGAGGUAAUCCUUCUUGGUAUACCCCCAUUCAUGCUGUUGUCUGAUUCGAGAUUAUUGGUACUAUCCAUGAUGAACUUGGUAAAAGAUAAGUAUGGUAGUAUCCCGUUGCUUUCCAUACUCAGCAAUGCCAGUUAACUUAGUUGGUGCUGCCGACUGUUGUCACUGUAGUGAUCCUCCAUUCGCCAGAAGGUGGUCUACAGCCGUUGACAAUGAAUACAUGCUCAUCCGCCUGUGCACCUACAACGGUCUUGCUGCCGAUCGAGGGUUGUAACCAAAAUAGAGAGAGCAAUUACUGGGUUCUACAUCCAUGCUCGAGGAUAACCCGAGAGUAGCAAUGGUCAAGGGUAACUCCAUUCGUCCCAAAGCAGCGCUUCCAUUGCCGGAUGCAGUUUAUCCUCAUACCCAGUUAUUCUAAGAAAAGACUUUGUUGUUUAAAGACGAUGACGCAAUAAAUAUUUGUCAUCUUAUGUCAAUAAUGCUUACGUCAUAACUCAUAACGGUCUAUGUGAAGUGAUUGCGAUACAGCAAUGUAGAAAAUCCGGCAACUGGUAGACCAUGUUAGUAAAAGUAUUGUCAAGCAGCUUUAUUCCGUAUUCCAUUAUUUAAAGUGUGAACAUAUAUGUUCUAAGACUAUAUCAUUGACUGAAUUAGGUAGUCAAAAAUUACUGCCACUAUUAAGAAUGCUAAAAAGUCGGAACCACUUUGAUCGCAUGCUAAAAGUUGCUGGUCGACGUUCUUCAGAGUUCGAUACGUUAGAUGUUGACAAUAGCUACACUAGUCAAUACAAUCCUGGCCACAGAUAAAACCCUCGUACAUCCUGCAUGUAUAUUCCAACAUUCCCCCACCCUGUCCAUUCAAAGUUAAGGUCUACACACAUGAAUAGCAGAGAUGUCGACAUUUAAUUAGGGAUUAGAUGCAAGUCACAUAACUUGCAAAUUAGAGAUUUUUUUUGACGUUGCUAAGUAGGCCUGUAAAAAGGAUACAACGUGUUUUGAAAUAAUCUUACAAGUGCGUUACAAUCAUAUUGGAAGUUGAUUGAUUGAAAUGAACCAGUGGCGUAUGAAACGUUUUAUUCUACAUAGGCCCAAGAUUCGGGUCCCGGGGUGUUCUUCUCAGCUACACCCCCUACUUUCUCGACACCCCGGCGAGAGCCAAAGGCGCAAGCAAAAGGUAUAAGGAUGCGUUGAAAAGCAGUCUUGCUAAUUACCAAUUAUAGCUAUAUAAAACUAUGUAUAACUUAAGUAUCUUAGAGUAUUUACACACUUUGACACACGUAAUGGCGGUCGGUGAACUAGGACUGUGAUGAAUCUCAUGUGCAGUUGUUAGGUUAGAGAACGAAGUAAUUAACAACAUAGCAUUAAAUUAUAUUUCAAA
Rhopilema esculentum is the source of this 13917-nucleotide messenger RNA. The record is from RefSeq and is a predicted model, not a curated record. Lineage: Eukaryota; Metazoa; Cnidaria; Scyphozoa; Rhizostomeae; Rhizostomatidae.